AUGAAAGGCGUGACUAGAUACAUUAAAGAGGUUAUGAUUGUACCUGGAUUGGAUGAGAAUUUGUUGAGUGUAGGGCAGAUGGUUGAACAUGGAUAUUGGCUUGUGUUUGGGGAUUACAUGGUUGAUAUAUAUGGAGAUAAACAAAUGGAAGAUCCGAUUGCAAGUGUUCCAAUGAAAGAAAACAUAUGCUUUCCCUUAAGUUUAGAAUAUGUCAAUCCUCUUAUGGCUAAUAGAGUAACUGUUGAAGAGUCAUCUUGGGUGUGGCAUAGAAGAUAUGGACAUCUAAACUACAUCAAUUUGAUGCUCCUGCAAGAAAAGGAAAUGGUGAAGGUUCACAGAGAACCAUUCGAUAAGGAAAAGGCUUGGAGAGCAUCACAAGCUUUAGAACUAAUUCACUAUGAUAUUUGUGGUCCAAUGCAGAUCACUACAUUUGGAGGAAACAGAUUCUUCCUUACCUUUAUUGAUGAUCACACUAGAAUAUGUUGGGUGUUAUUUAUGCAGCACAAGUCACAUGUCUUCAACAUUUUCAAACGGUUCAAAUCCAUGGUUGAGCUUCAGAGUGACUAUCAAAUUAAGAAAUUCAGAAGUGAUAGGGGUGAGGAAUACACAUCUUUAGAGUUUUCAAAGUUAUGUGAAGAUAUGGGAUUAGAAAGGCAAUUGACUCCGGCCUAUUCUCCACAACAAAAUGGUGUUGCAGAGAGAAAGAACCGUACUGUGAUUGAAGUGGCUAGAACAAUGAUGUUUGAAAAGAAGAUUCCCUUGAAGUUUUAG
Prunus armeniaca (apricot) is the source of this 771-nucleotide messenger RNA. The record is from the annotation of a GenBank genome assembly. NCBI's taxonomy places the organism in Eukaryota, Viridiplantae, Streptophyta, Magnoliopsida, Rosales, Rosaceae.